Molecule: messenger RNA, 1575 nt
Organism: Hirsutella rhossiliensis
Lineage: Eukaryota; Fungi; Ascomycota; Sordariomycetes; Hypocreales; Ophiocordycipitaceae
Product: membrane bound o-acyl transferase family domain-containing protein
Exons: 2
Coding region: 1-1575 (524 amino acids)
Biological process (GO): lipid metabolic process
Source: RefSeq, a predicted model, not a curated record
AUGGACAACCUCAGCGACGCCGCCCAGACGGCCCGCCGCGCCGCCUUCUCCCGCGCCGUCGCCGAGGGGCGCCUCACGCCGCUCGUCAUUCCCUACAGUCUGCUGGGCGCCUUUUUCGUGCCCGUGCUGUGGCUCACCAUCCCUCACGCGCGCCGUCCCUGGCUCUACCACACGAGGUGGCUCGUCAUGGCCUUUGUCGUUGCCUUCAACAUCAACGUCAUCCGCCAAACGUCCAGCUCAAGGUUUGCCUUCGCCUACGCCACGGGCCUGAUGGCUGCCUGGGGCAUCAUCUCCAACUUGAGUCUCCUCAUCUGGACGCGUCCUCAGUUCGAUGCGGCAAGGGCCGUCCGCGUCUCCACCCGCCCAGCGCCAGUGCCUACGACAAAGGGCCCGAGUCGACAGGCCUCUGCGCGGUGGGCCGGAGAUGCGAGGCAGAGGCGACGGCGCCAAGUUUCUGUCGCAGACUCGACGGUGCAGCAACAGACGGCCGUCUUUGUCUGGCAACCAUUUCCCGCCGACGGCCCCUUUCUGCAGCGCCUCGGCUGGGCCUUGGAUCUGGCGUGCAGCUUUCGAGGCUCAGGUUGGAACUGGUCCAUAACGUCCAUUCCUCAUCCACAGAUCCCUCCCGUUGCCCGCCCGGGGGAGCUUGUGGACCUCGACUCGAUACCCCGGGUGAGCAAAAGCGGAUACGAGUGUUGCCUGACAGAAAGAGAAUUCGUGCGCAGACGGCUCGCCUCGGUGGCCGUCAUGUAUCUAGUCCUUGAUCUCGGCUCGGUCCUCAUGGUCAAGGAUCCCUACUUCGUCCUUGGACCGGGCCAUUCUGAUGAGACUCCAUCGUACCUUGGCGGUAUGCCACCAUGGCUAUUGCUUGCUUACAGGGAGCUGCUUACCGUGGCCGGUAUUCUAAGCGCCAUCCAGGGCUAUUUCAGUCUUCACGACCUGAUUCAGUAUUGGCUGUCAAAGCUCUGCUUCCCUAGCCGUGCAGCGCCGUGGUUCCACACCUCGGUCUUUGGAAGCUUCUCCCAAUUGCUCGAUCGAGGUCUUGCCGGCUGGUGGGGCGCGUCAUGGCAUCAGACCUUUCGACACCAGUUCCUUGCCCCCGCGACUUAUCUGGUCAAACACGGCUAUCUCAACAAGGGCAGCCGAUGGGCCGCCAUUACGGCUGCCUUCGUGUCUUUUCUCCAAUCUGGCCUGCUCCAUGCCUCGGGGAGCAUGACCUCGACCCCGGGGACCAAGCCCUGGCACCCGGUAGCCUUUUUCCUCCUCCAGGUAGUCGGUAUCAUCAUUGAGAAGACCCUGCACGGCGUCAUGGUUCGGUGUUUUCCAAAUCCGUCCAGGGUUGUGACCCGGGCCAUCAAUCUGCUCUGGGUGACGUCGUGGCUGUAUAUGACGGGCGUCUUCUUCGUUGACGACUUCGCCGCGACAGGGGCUUGGCUGAUGGAACCUGUCCCGAUGUCCCCCCUUCGCUGGUUAGGCUAUGGGCAUCCCACAGACCAUUGGUGGCGAUGGGACUGCCGUCACUUUUUCAAGUGGCACUCUGGAAAACAUUGGUGGGAGUCGGGAAUUGCCAUUUAG